GCGGAGGGUGGGCUUGGCUUGUCGUCAUUCGUGAUGAUCACCAAUGUCAUGCCUCCGGGUGGCGGCGGGACCACAGACUAUCGACAAUAUUACUGCGGCAACGCUUUGCUGGGCUCGGCGGGAAGGGUUGGAUGGCUGGGUGGUGAUAUUGAGGUGGUGGCAUUGGUGGCACUGGGGUGUUAAAAUUGGAGGCGAGCUAGGCGGCGAGGACUAGGUGUAGAAUAGAC
Molecule: messenger RNA, 227 nt
Organism: Lasiosphaeria miniovina
Lineage: Eukaryota; Fungi; Ascomycota; Sordariomycetes; Sordariales; Lasiosphaeriaceae
Exons: 1
Coding region: 44-214 (56 amino acids)
Source: RefSeq, a predicted model, not a curated record